GCCACCUACAGGUCGGACCUAUUCAAGUAAUCAUGGCUGUCGCUGCAACGUGCACGCCGAUCUUUAACUUCUCGGGCUACUACCGCAACCGCGCGUCGUCGAUAGAGCUCCCCGAGGCCAUAGCGUGGUUCGAGCACCUUCGACUCAGCAUGCAGACCGUCCCAAGCGGCCGAAGUGUGCAGUAUGAAGUGCACGCCACGUACACUCCGCCUUGCUGCCAAGACGCAGAGAUCGAGUGGACUGUCAGUCACCCAUUCGAUGGAUAUCGUCGACUCCGCAAGCAACUGAUGCGAAGACUGAGACCCAAUCACAUCUGUCCCGCUGAGUGCAAGUGGCUCCGCUCAGUGAUAAAGAACCAUUUCCCCAAGCCCAAAAUUCUCGCCCCCAACGCGCCACGCACGACAGAAGCGCGUCGGCAAUCCCUCAUCCGAAUACUCAGGACGCUUCAAGCUGCGCUGGUGAACAGAGGCAAUCAAGGCUGCAACGUGCUGGUACAAGACGUAUGUUACGAUUUCGCUUCCUUCAUCUUGGGCCAGAACUCGAAAUUGCCGGAGGUUACACUGGCAAUGGCGCUGUCGAGAUGCAGCUCUGACCAGAGCACUCGCAACUCGUCGGCAUCUUUCUCUUCGGACUAUGAAGAGCGUUGUGAAAACAUCUCGCCAUUUCGCAACAACAGCAGAGGUCGAGGAUAUCGCAAGUCCGAGUGAGAAAAAGACGGUCGGAUCGAUAUCCAAUCUGCUGAAACUUGAGAAACAACUACCUUAACAAAACCACAGCAACCAAAUGUGAAUCAAUAUACUCAAAAUAAGAUGUAUGAGCCUGGUCGCUAUUCCCUGUAGCUACGCCGCCAUUACGAGAUCAAUGGCCAUUCCGAGUCUGACAUUUAGACGUCACAUUCUACUCCGUAAUUCCAAUAGGAGGCGAGAGGCGGUCUGAGGCCACUUUGAGGAAGGCGCUUGGACAUAAUAUCAAUUAAAUGCGUUUCCGUAGUGUGCACGCCACUGGCAUCAAUAGAAGAGCUAACGAACAUGCAGUUUCGUUAGGCACGAGCUUG
This is a messenger RNA of Phytophthora nicotianae INRA-310, 1054 nucleotides long. RefSeq lists its product as hypothetical. The record is from RefSeq and is a predicted model, not a curated record. NCBI's taxonomy places the organism in Eukaryota, Oomycota, Peronosporomycetes, Peronosporales, Peronosporaceae. Bases 33 to 707 code for a protein of 224 amino acids. The transcript has a single exon.